AUGUCUACGAGCACCCAGAGCUACGCCGAGAUGCACGAGCAGCUCCCGGCCCACUUCAAAGGGGGCGUCCCCAUCGCCAGCGCCCCCGACGAUAAGCUUGCCCACUGGAUCCGCGACCACGGCGGCCAUUCUUACGUCAAGAAAGUGUUGAUUCUGUCCAACGGCAUCGGCGCCAUCAAGUGUAUCCGCUCGAUCCGCCGCUGGCUGUACGCGAUGUUUGGCGACGACCGCACCAUCGAGUUGGUGGCGAUGGCGACCCCUGACGACUUGGCGGCGAACGCCGAGUACAUCCGCAUGGCCGACCAGUUUGUCGAAGUCCCCGGUGGCACCAAUAACAAUAACUACGCCAACGUUGAGCUCAUCGUCGAGAUCGCCGAGCGCGUCGGCGCCCACGCCGUGUGGGCGGGGUGGGGCCACGCCCUGGAAAACCCGUUGUUGCCCGAGCUGUUGGCCAAGCACAAGAUCAUCUUCAUCGGUCCCCCGGCGCUGGCGAUGCACUCGUUGGGUGACAAAAUCUCCUCCACCAUCGUCGCUCAGCACGCCCGCGUCCCCUGUAUCCCCUGGUCGGGCACGGGGGUCGACGAGGUGGUGGUCGACCCCGCUACCAACUUGGUGUCGGUGCUGGACGAAGUCUACGCUCAAGGUUGCUGCACUGAUGCCGACGACGGUCUCGCCAAAGCCAAGAAAAUCGGGUUCCCCGUGAUGAUUAAGGCCUCGGAAGGUGGUGGCGGUAAGGGGAUCCGUAAGGUCGAUAACGAGGCCGACUUCCACGCCCUUUACCACCAGGCGGCGGCGGAAAUCCCCGGGUCGCCCAUCUUCGUCAUGAAGCUCGCGGGGCUGGCGCGCCACUUGGAAGUGCAAUUACUUGCCGACCAGUACGGCACCAACAUCUCGUUGUUUGGCCGUGACUGUUCCGUCCAGCGCCGCCACCAGAAGAUCAUCGAAGAGGCCCCCGUCACCGUCGCCAACAAGGACACUUUUACCGAGAUGGAAAAGGCCGCCGUCCGUUUGGGUAAGCUUGUCGGUUACGUGUCUGCCGGUACCGUCGAGUACUUGUACUCCCACGCCGACGACAAGUUCUACUUUUUGGAGUUGAACCCGCGGUUGCAAGUGGAACAUCCCACUACGGAAAUGGUCACCGGCGUCAACUUGCCGGCGGCGCAGUUGCAGGUGGCGAUGGGGUUGCCGUUGCACCGUAUCCGCGACAUCCGUAUGCUCUACGGCGCCGACCCCCACCUGGCGCUGCCCAUCGACUUUGAGUUUAAGGAGGAACUGCUGGUGACCACCCAGCGUCGCCCUCAGCCUAAAGGUCACUGUACCGCCUGUCGUAUCACUUCGGAAGACCCCGGUGAAGGGUUUAAGCCUUCCGGCGGUGACUUGCACGAGUUGAACUUCCGGUCGUCGCUGAACGUGUGGGGUUAUUUCUCGGUGGCCAACAAAGGUGGGAUCCACUCGUUCUCCGACUCGCAAUUUGGCCACAUCUUUGCCUUUGGUGAAAACCGCCAGGCGUCGCGCAAACACAUGGUGGUGGCGCUUAAGGAGUUGCUGAUCCGGGGUGACUUCCGCACUACUGUCGAGUACUUGAUCAAGUUGUUGGAGACCCCGGACUUUGAAGACAAUACCAUCACCACUGGGUGGUUGGACGAGUUGAUCCUGAAGAAGUUGACCGCCGAGCGCCCCGAUCAGACCAUCGCCGUGUUGUGUGGUGCCGUCACUAAGGCCCACAUCCAGCUGGAAGAAGAUAAGACCGAGUACAUCGCCCUGUUGGAAAAGGGUCAGGUGCCGGCGAAGCUGUUGCUUAAGACGAUCUACCCCGUCGAUUUCAUCUACGAGGGCGAGCGGUUCAAGUUCACUUGCUCCAAGCUGCUGGACCUGCUGUACACGUUAUUCCUCAACGGGUCGCGGGCUGCUGUCGGUGUUCGCCCGUUGUCUGACGGCGGUCUCUUGGUGGCGAUUGGCGGUAAGUCCCACGCCGUCUACUGGAAGGAAGAACCCGCCGCCACCAGAAUCUCGGUUGACGGCAAGACGGCGUUGUUGGAAGUGGAAAACGACCCCACCCAGUUGCGUACCCCUUCUCCCGGUAAGUUGAUGAAGUACCUCGUCGAGCUGGGCGACCACGUCGCCGCCGGCCAGGCCUACGCCGAAGUGGAAGUGAUGAAGAUGUGCAUGCCGUUGAUCGCCCAGGAAGACGGGGUGGUGCAAUUGUUGAAGCAAGCCGGGUCCACCGUCAAUGCCGGCGACAUCUUGGCCAUCUUGGCGUUGGACGACCCGCUGAAGGUGAAGCACGCCAAGCCCUACGAGGGCACUUUGCCCGAACUUGGCGACCCUAUCGUCGGGGGCACUAAGCCCGCCUACCGUUUCCAAGAGGCGCUGCACGUGCUCACCAACAUCCUCGAGGGUUACGACAACCAGAUGAUCAUGGGGCUGAAGCUUAAGGAACUUACCGAGUUGUUGCGGUCGCCCAUCCUCCCGUACUCGGAAUGGAACCAACAGAUCCUGGCCCUCCACCUGAGAUUGCCGGCUAAGCUCGACGAGCAGUUGGUGCUGCUUGUUGAGCGCACCCAGCUGCGUAAGGCUGAAUUCCCAUCGCGCCAGAUCCUCAAGUUGUUUGCUAAGUUCCAGGACGAAGCCGAGGACGCCACCGCCUACGCCGCCACCGUGGCGCCGCUUGUCGCCAUCGCUGAACGCUACAAGGGCGGGUUGCAAGAGCACGAGUUUGAGGUCAUCGCCCUGUUCUUGGCCAAGUACUACGACGUCGAACACUUGUUUUCGGGGGAAAACAACCGUGAGGACGACGUGGUGCUCAAGUUGAGAGACGAAAACAAGCUGGACCUCGCCAAAGUGACCAAGGUGUGCCUCUCCCACCUGAGAGUGCUGGCCAAAAACAACCUCGUGGUGGCGAUGUUGGACCAAUACCAGCCGCUUUUGCAACAGCUGCUGACCAUCGGUGCUCCCAUCAAGCGCGAAUUGAAGAAGAUCGUCACCCUCGACCUGAGAUUGUGUGCCAAGGUCACGCUUAAGGCUCGCGAAAUCUUGAUCCAGCUGUCGUUGCCCCUGAUCAAGGAACGGUCGGACCAAUUGGAACACAUCUUGCGCACGCUGGUGUUGCAGACGCUGUACGGCGAAGUCUACGCCCAACACCGCGAGCCUAAGCUUGAGAUCAUCCAGGAAGUUGUCGACCUGAAGCACACCGUGUUUGACGUAUUGCCGCAGUUCCUUGUGUCGUCGGACGAGUGGGUGGCCAUGGCCGCCGCCGAAGUGUACGUCCGCCGCGCCUACCGCGCCUACCAGCUCGGCCCCAUCCGCCACCACUUCCACGAGAAGUUGCCCGUGAUCGAGUGGGCGUUCCAGUUGCCCGACUCCAAGUACACCCUGCUUGCUAAGGGUCCCGAGCUGAUGAACCGCACCGACUCGGUGCUGGACUUGCUGUACGUUGUCGACUCCCGCGCCGCUCUGAAGCCUCGUUUCGGGGUGCUUGUGCCCUCGAAGCACAUCGACGACAUCGACGACGUGUUGCCCGUGGCCCUUGAAAAGUUGAUUAAGGACGAUGGUCUUGAAAUCGACGCCGGCGAAGGCGCUGCUCCCGCAGGUAAGUCGUUCUUUAACGUGGUUAACAUCGUCGUCGAGCUGAUUGAAGGCUACCUGAGCGAAGACGAAGUGUUGCUGAAGUUGGCUCAGUUCCUCCAGGAAUUCAAGGAAGAAAUGCACACGGCGCUGGUGCGGAGAAUCACUUUCGUCGUCGCUAACCAGAUCGGUGCUUACCCCACUUACUACACCUUCACCGCCCCUGACUACGCUGAAAACAAGGUUAUCCGUCACAUCGAACCGGCGCUCGCCUUCCAGCUCGAGUUGGGACGCUUGGACAACUUCCACAUCAAGCCGUUGUUCACCGACAACCGCAACAUCCACGUCUACGAAGCUGUCGGCAAGAACUCGCCCUCGGACAAGCGCUACUUCACUCGCGGUAUUGUGCGCACGGGUAUCAUCUCGCAAGAAGUUGACAUUGCCCAGUACCUCAUCCUGGAGCUGAACCGGUUGAUGCUGGACAUUUUGGACGCCCUCGAGCUCAUCGACACCCUGAACCUGGACUUGAACCACAUCUACAUCAACUUCUCCAACGCGUUCAACGUCCAACCUCAAGAUGUUGAAGCCGCCUUCGCGUCGUUCCUCGAGACUUUCGGCCGUCGUUUGUGGCGGUUGAGAGUCACCGGCGCUGAAAUUCGCAUUGUGUGCAAGGACCCUCUGGGCCAGCUGUUCCCUCUCCGUGCCAUCAUCAACAACGUGUCUGGCUACGUCGUCAAACUGGACAUGUACAUGGAGGUGAAGAACCCCAAGGGCGAGUGGGUGUUCAAGUCGCUCGGCCAACCUGGGCCCAUGCACUUGCGCCCCAUCCUGACCCCUUACCCGGCCAAGGAACUGUUGCAGCCUAAGCGGUACCGCGCCCACAACAUGGGCACCACCUACGUCUACGACUUCCCCGAGCUUUUCCGCCAGGCCACGCUUAUCCAGUGGAAGAAGCACGGCGGCAAGCCUCCUAAGGACGUGUUUACCCUGUUGGAGUUGAUCUACGACGAAAACGACGAGUUGACCCCUGUGGAACGUGAACCUGGUGCCAACAAGAUCGGGAUGGUGGGGUUCAAGAUCACCGCGAAGACUCCUGAGUACCCCCGCGGCCGGUCGUUUGUGGUGGUGGCCAACGACAUCACCCACAAGAUCGGUUCUUUCGGUCCUGAGGAAGACAAGUACUUCAACAAGUGCACUGAACUCGCCCGCGCUGCUGGUAUCCCCAGAAUCUACUUGUCGGCCAACUCUGGUGCCCGUAUCGGCAUUGCCGAAGAAAUCUUACCCAUGUACAAGGUGGCGUGGAACGAACCCGGCAACGCCGACAAGGGUUUCCGCUACUUGUACUUGACCAGCGACGACCUUGACCAGCUCCAAAAGGACGGUAAGGCCCACUCUGUCACCACUGAGCGUGUCGUUGAGGACGGCGAGGAACGUCACGUCAUCACUGCCAUCAUCGGUGCCGACGACGGGUUGGGGGUUGAGUGUCUUAAGGGUUCCGGUCUCAUCGCAGGGGCCACCCUGAGAGCCUACAAGGACAUUUUCACCAUCACUUUGGUCACUUGUCGCUCGGUGGGUAUUGGUGCUUACUUGGUGCGUUUGGGGCAAAGACUGAUCCAGAUCGACGGCCAGCCUAUCAUCUUGACCGGGGCCCCCGCCAUCAACAAGUUGCUUGGUCGUGAAGUGUACUCGCUGAACCUCCAGUUGGGUGGCACUCAGAUCAUGUACCGUAACGGGGUCCUGCACUUGACCGCCCCCGACGACCUUGCCGGUGUGGAAAAGAUCAUGGAAUGGUUGCUGUACGUGCCUGCUGCCCGCGGGAUGCCCGUGCCCAUCUUGGAGUCGCAAGACCCCUGGGAUCGUGACAUCGACUACACCCCUCCCAAGGGUGAGCCCUACGACGUGCGGUGGAUGAUUGCUGGUCGUGAAACCGACGCUGGCUUUGAACACGGGUUGUUUGACCGUGACUCGUUCCAGGAAACCCUUUCUGGCUGGGCUAAGGGUGUCGUCGUUGGUCGUGCUCGUCUCGGCGGUAUCCCCAUGGGUUUGAUUGCCGUCGAGACCCGCAUGGUGGAAAACUUGAUCCCCGCCGACCCCGCCAACCCUGCCUCCACCGAGAUGAUGAUCCAGGAAGCCGGGCAAGUGUGGUACCCCAACUCGGCCUACAAGACCGCCCAGGCCAUCAACGACUUCAACCACGGGGAACAGUUGCCGUUGAUGAUCUUGGCCAACUGGAGAGGUUUCUCCGGGGGUCAGCGUGACAUGUACAACGAAGUGUUGAAGUAUGGGUCGUACAUUGUCGACGCUUUGGUCGAGUUUAAGCAGCCGAUCUUCACCUACAUCCCUCCCACCGGUGAGUUGCGUGGGGGUUCGUGGGUGGUGGUUGACCCCACCAUCAACGCCGACAUGAUGGAGAUGUACGCUGACGUCGAGGCCCGUGCCGGUGUGCUUGAGCCCGAAGGGAUGGUGGGUAUCAAGUACCGUCGCGACAAGUUGGUGGCGACGAUGGCCCGCUUGGACCCCACUUACAUUGCGUUGAAGGAACAGCUUGCUAGUGCUCCCGCCGAACAACAAGCGGAAAUUGCCGCUAAGUUGGCCGCUAGAGAAAAGGCGUUGUUGCCCAUCUACGCCCAGAUCUCGGUGCAAUUCGCCGACUUGCACGACCGCUCGGGGAGAAUGUUGGCCAAGGGGGUCAUCCGCAAGGAGUUGGAGUGGAGAGACGCCCGGCGCUUCUUCUUCUGGCGUUUGCGUCGCCGGUUGAACGAAGAGUACGUUCUCAAGAUGAUUGGCGACGUCAUCGACGCCACCCGCUUGGAAAAGGUCGCCUAUCUCAAGUCGUGGAUGGCGCUGGUCGACUACGACAACGACGAGGAAGUGUGCACGUGGAUCGAACAGAACCACGCCAAGUUGCAAAAGCGCAUCGGCGAGUUGAAGCACGAAGCCCACCGCAAGCAAAUCAAGAAGUUGGUGGCCGAGGACGGCGACGCCGCCGCCUUGGUGCGUGAAUUGUUGGAAAAGAUGCCCCAAGACCAACGCGAUAAGGUGUUGCAAGGGUUGAACUAA
Molecule: messenger RNA, 6624 nt
Organism: Diutina rugosa
Lineage: Eukaryota; Fungi; Ascomycota; Pichiomycetes; Serinales; Debaryomycetaceae
Gene: ACC1
Product: acetyl-CoA carboxylase
Exons: 1
Coding region: 1-6624 (2207 amino acids)
Biological process (GO): fatty acid biosynthetic process
Molecular function (GO): metal ion binding; ATP binding; acetyl-CoA carboxylase activity
Source: RefSeq, a predicted model, not a curated record